GCGAGAUGGCAUUAGCUAAUUUUGCUAAAAGCUACCUAAUGUGAAGUUAUUGUGACGAAAUGCUAACCCCCAGGCCUUUAACUACUCAACAAGUAUAGCAAACUGACGGUGGGACUGAGAAGUGUAUUCUGAUAGGCCUAUACUAUUUGGCUAACUCAUGGGUUCCCAAACUGUUUCAAUCGGGCCCCCCUUCCAGCACUGGGGAACAUCCAGCGCCCCGCGGGUGCGCACGCGCCACCUUUAUUUCUAGGGGCACAAGCAGUGUUCAUGAAACUGUUCACUACCCUCAUCUUGGUAGAGAGAAUUUUUGCAUUUUUAAAACUUAUUUCCUGCAAUUCUUUACGUUUUGCUAUGUCUAAUGUUAGUCGUGAUAUUUGAGUGACUAAAGAAUUACAACAGUAUUUGGUCUGGAAUGCAGCAGCCCAGCAAUCUUCUCCUAAGAAGAAUGUCUUAAACAUUGCAACAAUGCCCCUUAUAUUGUAGCUUUAUAGGAGGAACGGCUUAGGCAUCUGCUUUCUGCUACAAUGAACCAAUUGUGACCAUUAAAUGACUGAGGCUUCACUUAACUGUUACUGCACUGCUGUUAACCACAACGUUAUCAAUCUGACAACGGUGGUUGGGGUAGUUCAACAGGUUGAUGCAUGAACUUGUUUCAACUGUGUCUAGAGCCACAAUAUGAUUUAGACCCAGGAAUGUGUAUGAGCAGGUGUGUGUGAGUGUAGCCUAUAUAAAUGGGGUGUUACACAAUACAAGUCUCCCAAAAGCAGCAAGUGAAUUCUUGGUCGAUAAGAUAACACAGCCUUCACCAUUAGACACUCCUGAACUAUAAGGAGCCUUUGCCCCACAAAAACUCACCCAAGGACCAAAGGAGAAUAGUAUUAAAUUCCCCCCACUUAACAGGGUUUCCAAAAUUCCAUUACGGUCACAGCCCUACAAACACACAGCUGAAACCUACAACAUUAGGCUAAUGGAGGUUGAGGAACUGAAGGGGCGAAUCCAAGAGUAUGGUGAUGAAGGCAGAGAGGAACCUGUUUCUCUGACCCAGCUGGCUCUCAGUUCCACACUAGAACAUGAGGGUUUGUUAAGUAGCGGAGCCCCUCUCUCCAGCCCUGAGGACCACCAUCCCCCUGACAUCGACCAGCACUGGAGCCAAUUCCUGUCCCUGCCCAUCUAUGAAUUUGACCAGCUGUCUGACCUCGACACCGACAUCUCCAGCGCCAUCAGCCAGGAUGUCAGUCUCCGUGAUGCCAUGGUAACAGGCUCCGUCUACGACAUGAUCCCCCCAAGGGGUGGAGUCAGGACCCUGGUGGCACGGCAACCAAGAGGGCCCCUCUUCCGACUCGAGUCCACAAACUCCUCCAACUCGUCGCCUGGUAUGACGACAGGGCUGGCAGCACUACCGAACGCUGCGGUGGUCAACGGAACACGAAAUGGGUCAUCGUCCCAUGGUGCACUGGAAGGCUGUUUGGAUGAGGCAGUGUUUGACCAGAUAAACCUCCUGGGGCUGGGUGGCUGCUUGGAAACCAUGGACGCACAGCUGCUGGGGAUUCUACAGGGCAUCGACCCUCGUGUCCUGGAGGACCUCGACUCAGACUCCGGCCUUUCUCUGGAGAGCAGCUCUCGAGGCCCAGACUCCCCAAGUGCGUCUGAGGUGUCAUCAUCGUCUUCCAGUUCGUUUUUUGAGGACGAGGGUGGAGCUACGGGCUACAGCAGUGAGGUGGACUCCCUCCCCUCCAAGAGCAUCGCCAACUAUGACACAUGGUCGCCUGUGGAUUUCAGCGAGAGUGUGUGGCACGACCACAGCUACUCCUCCGCAGCCUUCUCCCAACCGUCAGCCACCACGUUCCCCCACAAAGCCAUCAAAGAGGAGCCUUUCAGCGACGAAGACGGGGAAGAUGACGAAGACCGGGAGCUUAGCCGCGACGAACUCCGCACCCGGGCCCUGCAUGUCCCGUUCUCUGCGGCGGAAAUCGUCAGCAUGCCUGUGGAGGAGUUCCUGGAGGUCUUGGAGGGGCGUGGCCUCUCGCCCGCCCAGGUUGCCUUCCUGAGGGACAUCCGGCGGCGAGGGAAGAACAAGCUGGCGGCGCAGAACUGCCGCAAGCGCAAGCUGGAUGCCAUCACGGGGCUCCAGGAGGAGGUGGAGAGGCUGCAGGCCCAGAGGAGCAGGUUGCUCAGGGAGAGGCAGCACACGGCCAAGGCUCUUGGUGCCGCGGGCCAGCGCAUGGAGCACCUCUCCAGGGACAUCUUCUCCAGGCUGAGGGACGGCUCAGGACGACCCCUGACCCCAGAGAGAUACACCUUGCAGUGCGAGGCCAACGGGAGGGUCGUGGUGCAGCAUAUCAGGCGGCCUAGUGUUGCCACGACGUCAGCUGGAGGUAAACCGGACAAAAGGAAGAAGGAGAAGAAGCCUUGAUGCAGCAAGGGCUGCUGGCGCUUGAUACUUUAAGGGGUGUUAUUGGUUUUUUUCUGAACUUACAGGCCAGAUUCUGGUCUUGUGACUGUUUCCGGAUCUUUCUCUUCCUCCUUGUCUGGACUCUCCGACCUUGGGAGCCUAAAAGGGCAGAUACUUAUGUUUAAAUAAAUACACCCAAAAACGUACAUGUAAAUACAAAUAUUACAGAAUGGAGAUUUUCUUUUCUAGAAAAAGAAACGUACCUCAAACACUGGACUCUUAACGUUUUCCUCACUAUGUAAAGGAAAGGGUUGUAUUAUCAUUAAAGCAUUUCUUACAAGGAGGACAUAUUGUUGUCCUGAGGAUGUCAGGCUGCAGUAUCAUUUGUAUAGUUCCUACAAAAAUAAAUUGUAGGCCAGUUAAAAUGAAAAACAAAAUGCCAAUUCUAUAUCUUAAAGGGACACUUUGGGAUUUUGGCAAUGAGGCCAUAUAUCUAUCUGAGAAAAUAAAAUACAUCUACUUCUCCAUAGUCAGACCAGCUCGUGGAUACCAUGUGUAUAUCUGUGUCCUGUAUGAAGGAAGUUCGCAUUGGCUUGUGAAACUAUCUCUAACUAGUGUUAGCUCAAUGACUGGAAGUCUAUACUAACAGAUACCCAUAGACUCGUUAGCAAUUACGCUAGCGCUAGUUAGCGGCUAACUUCAGACUGCACGUAAAGACAUAGAAAUGGUAUCCCCGAGUUCAUCUGACUCUGGGGAAGUAGAUAAAAGGCUUCAUUGCCAAAAUCCUGAAGUACCCCUUAAACUCCAGAACUAAGGUCUAUGAGGGAACAUAGGUCAGAAUUUUAGAAAUCUUUAUCAAUAGAUACUAAGUUGAAGUUAAAGUUGAAAUGUUUCAAAACUCAAUCUAACUGGCGAUAUGUUAGACAUGUCAUUUGAAAGGCCUUAAUUUAAUUUUGAAUCAUGUUUUGGUAGUUGUGUAUUGGUGAUCCACAGAUGUACAUGGCUAUUGCUUUAUGUAUGAUCAAUUUUUGUAUGUUUAAAAAAAAAAUAGAAAAAAAAUCUAAAUAAUGUUUGUUUUUUUUAAGCACUAUGCUUUUCUCUGAUAUGAAGCAGGGCUUUGACUUCAUUCUACCUCAACUACAGCAGAUCUAUAUGGAGGGUUUGGGCAGAUUGUAGAAGCGAUCUUUUUUUUUUAUUGCAUGGGGAGAGGGUUGGUUGAGGUACACAAGUGCACCUAAGCCACUGCAAAUGCUUCACUGUAGUAGGUCAAUGUUGAUGAUAAAACUGAUGUAACCCUCAUCCACUUAGUGGAGCAAUGCAUUCACCUGCUUUUGUGUUCAGAAGUAUAGUAUGUAUGUAUGUAUGUAUGUAUGUAUUAUAUUAUUUGAGAAUUACUUCGAGAUUGAAGAAGUGUAGUGGAAGAUAAAACAGGAAAAAACACUACAGAGUUCUACAAGAAACAGAGGUAGGCUAUAGUACCUACUUCAAGCAAUUGAAAGCACCUAUUCAGUUGUCCUUUUAUUUAGAUAAAUAUUGAAAAUGUUCUUUAUACCUCAGAAGUUAGUUUUGCCUUGGACAAAACCAAUCAGAUUCCAAGAUACACUGAACAGUUAUUUUUCAUUUUCUAUUUAUUUUUUUCUUAGUCACUUCUAUUUUUUUUUUUUUUGCUGUGUGUGGGAGUAAAUGAGUCUGAAUGAAUUUUUACAAAUCCUUAAUUUGUUUGACCAUAAAAUAUACACUAUAUAUACAA
This is a messenger RNA of Salmo salar (Atlantic salmon), 4142 nucleotides long. NCBI's taxonomy places the organism in Eukaryota, Metazoa, Chordata, Actinopteri, Salmoniformes, Salmonidae. The record is from RefSeq and is a predicted model, not a curated record.